AUGAAUGGUCCACCGGGAGAAGCGCCUCCCAUUCCCAUUGAAAUGCUCGCUCACAACACACACUAUACACACAACACACACAACGCAUACAAUUCUAAUCCUUUCGUUAAUCGACGAAAAAGAGAGACAGAAAGAAAUGACUCGCCUUUGGAUUUGAAGGAAACGAUUGACGUGAAUACUGUUAGCAAAGAGGAGUUGAGGAAUAAAUUGAUGACAGUUUACACGAGUAUAUAUGCCAUUAGAAAAGAGAUUGAUUUGAUUGUAAGUCCCGAAGGAAGCAAACAGUUUCCAGCGAGAAAUUGUCGAGACCUCUACUCUUCACAUCCAACACUUCUCGACGGCUGGUAUUGGAUUGAUCCAAAUCUUGGGGUCAAUUCGGACGCGAUUCACGUGUUUUGCAAUAUGACUGCCGGCGGACAUACAUGUGUGGCAGCAGACAAACUAACCUCAAAUAAAGAGUUAAUGAGUUAUAAAAAAGAGAGAAAUGAGCGCUGGUUUAGCUCUUUGAAGAAUGGAUACAAAAUUACAUACGAAGAGAUGGGUUCAGUUCAGCUCACCUUUCUUAGAUUGCUAAGCAAACGGGCCUAUCAAACAUUUACGUAUCAAUGUAUCAAUUCAGUAGCAUGGUACUCUCAACAAUCAAAAUCAUACGACUAUUCUAUUAAAUUCUUGGGUCAAAAUAAUCAAGAAUUUGGCUUUCGUUCAGUCAUUAAACCUGAAAUUCUUGACGACGGCUGCAAAUUGUCGAAUGAGAGCUCAACUCAAUUCAUGAUACAAACAACAAAACCAAUGCAUUUACCAAUUGUUGACUUUUGGCCCUCAGAUUAUGGACUAUCCACACAACAAUUUGGAUAUAACGUUGGACCAAUAUGCUUUCAUUGA
Medioppia subpectinata is the source of this 882-nucleotide messenger RNA. NCBI's taxonomy places the organism in Eukaryota, Metazoa, Arthropoda, Arachnida, Sarcoptiformes, Oppiidae. The record is from the annotation of a GenBank genome assembly.